This is a messenger RNA of Helianthus annuus (common sunflower), 423 nucleotides long. RefSeq lists its product as uncharacterized. The transcript has a single exon. The coding region runs from base 1 to 423 and encodes 140 amino acids. NCBI's taxonomy places the organism in Eukaryota, Viridiplantae, Streptophyta, Magnoliopsida, Asterales, Asteraceae. The record is from RefSeq and is a predicted model, not a curated record.
AUGGCUUCCCAACUUCACCCCGCAGUCACCGUUUCUAAUAUCCGUACCCUUAUUCCCGUCACCCUGGAUAUUGAAACCGGCCAUUACACAACGUGGUUGCAAUUGUUCAAAAUCCAGUGUAAAUCUUUUCAAGUGUAUGAUCACCUCCAGCCUCGUGAAACGCCUGCUACUUCGUCAUCGGACAAAGACAAAGACAAAGACAAAGACAAAGAACAAGCACCGGCUGAAACCUGGGAACGUUUGGAUUCGAUAGUUCUGCAAUGGAUUUACGGUACAAUUUCUUCUGAUCUCCUACAUACCAUUCUGAAACCCAACACAACUGCUUAUGACGCUUGGACCGCACUCGCAAAUUUGUUCCAAGACAAUAAAGCUUCUCGAAUAAUCGACUUAAAUAACCGAUUCGCCAGUACUCGCCUCGAUUAG